This is a messenger RNA of Echinostoma caproni, 1245 nucleotides long. Lineage: Eukaryota; Metazoa; Platyhelminthes; Trematoda; Plagiorchiida; Echinostomatidae. The record is from the annotation of a GenBank genome assembly.
GAUGAUGAUGAUGUUGAUGAUGAUGAUAAUGAUGAUGAUGAUAAUGACGAAUCGGACGAUGAUGAUAAAGAUGACGUUGCUCAUGAUUCGUAUGAUGAUGAUGAUGAUGAUGAAGAUGAUGACUCGGAUGAUGUUAAUGAUGAUGAUGUUGAUGAUUCGGAAGAUGAUGAUGAUGAUGAUAAUGACGAUUCGGAUGAUGACGAUGAUGUUGAUGAUUCGGAUGAUGAUGAUGAUGAUUCGGAUGAUGAUGAUGUUGACGAUGAUGAUGAUGAUGAUGAAGAUGAUGAUGAUUUCCAUGAUGAUGAUGAUGUUAAUGAUUCGCAAGAUGAUCAUGAUCAUGAUUCUGAUGAUGAUGAUAAUGAUGCUGAUGAUGAUCAUGACGACUCAACUCAUGAUGAUGAUUACGAUUCAAAUGAUGAUGAUGAUGAUGAUGAUGAUUCCCCGGAUGACGUUAGUGAUGAUGAUUCGGAUGUCGAUGAUGAUGAUUCGAAUCAUGAUGGUGAUGUUGAUUCGAUUGAUGAUGAUGAUGAAGAUGAUGAUGAUGACGAUUCGGAUGAUGAAGAUGAUGAUGAUGAUGAUGGUGAUGUUUCGCAUGAUGAUGAUGAUGAUGAUGAUGAUGAUGAUGAUGAUGAUGAUGAUGAUGAUGGUGAUGAGGAUGAUGAUGAUUCGAAUGAGGAUAAUGAUGAUGAUGAUGAUUCGGAUGAUGAUGAUGAUAAUGAUUCGAAUGAUGAUGAUGAUGAUGAUGAGUCGCAUGAUGAUGAUUCGGAUGAUGAUGAUGAUGAUACGAAUGAUGAUGAUGAUGAUGAUGGUGAUGAUGAUGAUGAUGAUGAUUAUGAUACGAAUGAUGAUGAUGAUGAUGAUGGUGAUGAAGAUGAUGAUGAUAAUUUUGAUGAUUAUGAUGAUAAUGAUUCGGAUGGUGAUGAUGAUGAUUCGAAUGAUGAUGGUGAUGAUGAUGAUGAUGAUGAUGAUGAUGAUGAUGAUGAUGAUGAUGAUGAUGAUGAUGAUGAUGAUGAUGAUGAUGAUGAUGAUGAUGAUGAUGAUGAUGAUGAUGAUGGGAUGAUGGUGAUGAUGAUGAUGAUGAUGAUGAUGAUGAUGAUGAUGAUGAUGAUGAUGCGGAUGAUGCUGAUGAUGAUGAUGAUGAUGAUGAUGAUGAUGAUGAUGAUGAUGAUGAUGAUUAUGAUGAUGAUGAUGAUGAUGAUGAUGAUGAUGAUGAUGAUGAUGAUGAUGAUGAUGAUGGGAUUAUGA